AUGGCCGAGCUUGUAUUUGAGCAGGUUGGUGGUAGGUGUAAGCUCUCUUCUCCGGAUGACUUUAUCAGCCACCUGACCAACGACGUGGCGAAGCCUCGCCGCAAGAGCUCGCUCAAUGGCCAGUGGCUGAAACAUCAGCAGAGCUUGCAGGAGCAGGCAAAGAUUGCGGACUUCUUGAGGAGGCAUCGCUUCAUGGACGACUUGGAUGCCCCAAAAUUUUCUUGCCUGGGUUUCAAGUACACCUUUCCACUGGUGGAGGCCGCGCGAGCAGAGGACGGCCUGAUGGUGCUUCUGCUGAUCCGGUUCGGAGCGGACCUGUAUCAGAAGAACCAUUGGGGCUACACCGCCUUCGACUACAUCAAGUCCAAGGCGCUGCGCCGCAAGGCUCACUCGCUGCAUCUGAAGAUUCGGCUCGGCCUAUGA
Effrenium voratum is the source of this 423-nucleotide messenger RNA. Lineage: Eukaryota; Dinophyceae; Suessiales; Symbiodiniaceae. The record is from the annotation of a GenBank genome assembly.